AAGGCGCGUUAUUUCAGGAGGAGAAGAAGAAGAGCUGCAGGCUGAGGUUGUUGUAGAAACAGAAGGAGGCUGGAGUCAGAGGGAGUGAAUGGAUUCAGCUCAAACUUUCUAUUAAGAGUGAAGUUACAGCUGUGCGAUAAACUUGUAUAUACGAGGAGUGUGAGGAUUUUAGAGAUAUCUAACCUAUCUUAUUUAAUCUAACUUUACUUUACUGCUGAGCUGAAACUCAGUACAGUCAGCAUGACCCAACAAGGAGCCGCUCUACAGACCUACAACAACGAGCUGGUGAAGUGUAUCGAGGAGCUGUGCUUUAAGAGGGAUGAGCUGAAUAAGCAGAUCCAGCAGGAAGAAUCAGAGAAGGCUCGUCUUCAGCACGACAUCCGGGUGCUGACUGAGAAGCUGAGCCGGGUGAACGAGAGCCUGGCCCACCGCCUCACGGCUCGAGCUGAAUUCGACCGCACCAUCGCUGAGACUGAGGCCGCGUACAUGAAGAUUCUAGAAAGUUCUCAGACGCUGCUGAGUGUUCUUAAAAAGGAGACGGGGAACCUCACCAAAGCUGUUGAACCCAGGAAAGAUCAUUGAUGUUGAUCUCCAUUCUAAAUGUCCCACUCUUUUCUGUGUUGUCUUGUCCUGUAAUGUUCCCUCUCUUAUCUGUAUUGUUUUAUUGUUUAAAUGCCUCACCAACACUUUUUUGUUUUCAUAGAUGACCCCUGUAUCUUAACAGUGUAGAUAGUGGUUAUUGAUAUUGAAUGAAAUGUCUAUUUCAGGAAAUCUUUAUAUAUAAAUGAGAUGUUUUUAAUAAAGAUUAUUUCUAGUAAA
Messenger RNA from Astyanax mexicanus (Mexican tetra), 819 nucleotides. It is a transcript of the gene ssna1, whose product is annotated as Sjogren syndrome nuclear autoantigen 1. Gene Ontology annotation, cellular component: ciliary basal body; centrosome. The transcript is spliced from 3 exons. Bases 241 to 582 code for a protein of 113 amino acids. The record is from RefSeq and is a predicted model, not a curated record. Lineage: Eukaryota; Metazoa; Chordata; Actinopteri; Characiformes; Acestrorhamphidae.